Molecule: messenger RNA, 6093 nt
Organism: Styela clava
Lineage: Eukaryota; Metazoa; Chordata; Ascidiacea; Stolidobranchia; Styelidae
Product: integrin alpha-6-like
Biological process (GO): cell-cell adhesion; cell-matrix adhesion; cell adhesion mediated by integrin
Cellular component (GO): integrin complex; external side of plasma membrane
Molecular function (GO): integrin binding
Source: RefSeq, a predicted model, not a curated record
UUGAUCAUCUUUAGAUUUUCUUAUAUAUAUAAUCUAUUAUUACUUUUGUACAUUAUACAUAUUUCAUAAAGCCAUGGAUAAACAUCGUCAUCUACCAUUUUCGUCCUUAAUGAUUGUUAUAUUUAUUUUUCUUCUUGGAUUUUGCACUACUUUCACAUUGGCAUUUAACAUUGAGGACAGACUUCCAAUCAUGAAAAUGGGUCCCAAGGGCAGUUUGUUUGGCUUAUCCAUCGCACAACAUCAUAUCACAGCCAACAGUGUUGAAGCAGACAAUGCUGUAUUGCUCGUCGGUGCACCAACAGAUGAACGUGCACCUGCACACAGCGUAGAUGCUGUUCGACCCGGUGGAUUUUAUAAAUGUGAUGUUUCAGAGAAAGAAGAUUGCACAAGAGUUAUUAUCACUCCACCAGAAAAUUUUGAAGAAGAAGAUUUUUCAACCAGAUUAUUUCCAGAGAAAGUUAACACAAUGCGAACCAAUUCUUCUAAUCAAUGGCUUGGAGUUACUGUAAAAUCACAUAAGCCCGGAGGAAAAAUUGUGGUGUGUGCUCAUCGUUAUACUAUAAGAGGUGGUGUACGGAAAGCAAUAGCAUGGGAGGCUGUAAUUGGUCGAUGUUUCAUGUUGGAAAACUCUGUCGAACCACUAAAGGACCGUCUGUCGUUUGAGUAUACGCCAUGUCAGGGUAUGCUGAAUGAGGACGGAAAAUACGAUCAUUUGUGGCUUGGAUAUUGUCAGGCCGGCACUGCGGUGAACUUUGCGGAUGUCCCGAAACCCACGAAAACUGAAGAAUAUAUCGCAAUUGGUGCCCCCGGUAGUUUUACUUGGAGUGGAGCUUUAUACACCUCACAACUAAACCCUGGUCUAUUUCCCAUUGGUUCUAUCAACAUGUGGACACAAGAAGUACCUAAUACGAAAUACCCAAUAAAGAAAAACAGCCUUCUUGGUUCAUCACUGGCAAAUGGAGUUUUGCUUGACUCGGAUAUUAACUACAUUGCUGGAGCUCCAGGUGUUAAUUCUACUGGAUCAGUUGUCAUUUUUGCCAAGGUUCAAGAAGUGCAAGAUGAAAAGUUUGUCAUAAAAGAAAUGGUUCAUGGUGAUAGAGUUGCUUCAAGAUUUGGACAUGAAGUUCAACUUAUUGAUGUCACUGGAGAUGGGCGUUUGGACCUAAUUGUUGGAGCACCACAAUAUUAUGACAGAGAAUUAAAACUUGGAGGUGCUGUCUACAUAUAUGUCAAUAAAGGUCUCGGGCAAAUUGGACCAGAUCCCACACAAAUCUUAUUUGGGACUGUUGAUUCAUCAUUUGGUAUGUCCAUUACAAACUUGGGUGAUGUAAAUAUGGAUGGAGCGGAUGAUAUUGCCAUCGGUGCUCCUGGUGCUGAUGAAUGGAAAGGUGCAGUUUAUAUUUACCAUGGUAAUAACCAAGAUGGAACCAAAGGCGUUCACGAUGAACCCUCCCAGAUUAUUCGAGCCAGCAAGCUCAUCGAAGGUGGUUACCUAGCGAAUAACAUUACAGGAAUGGGAUAUUCUGUCAGUGGUGGUUUGGAUAUGGAUUUCAAUGGGUAUCCAGAUGUUGCUGCCGGUAGCUUGUCAGACUCAGUUGUCAUGUUUCAAUCUCGUCCCAUUGUCAAUAUCAUUGGUACUAUUGAAGGACCAGAUAUCAAGAUCGAGUUAGAAAAUAGAGAUGUGAAUAAAGGGUACGAUAUUGAAGUCUGUCUCAGAUAUACAGCAUCACCACGGACGUUUGAUGAAUCGGUCGAAGCAACUUACACAGUUAAGUUAGAUACGACAAGGUUGGGAACGGAUCUUCCUACAAGAGCGUCAUUUUCUUUAACUGAUACAUCCGCUGCCGAAAAAUCUGUAAAUAUCACUUUAUACAAACAGUCAAGGAAAAAGAAGAAAUGUGAAACAUUGACUGUUUAUAUUAAGAAAGACAUCCAAGACAAGUUAUCUCCUAUUGAGCUUGAGUUAUCUUUCACAACACCAAAUUUGUUGCCGAAACGACAACGCCAACGACGUGCUGCCAACGUUCCUACUCCGACACCAAUCAUGAACAGAGCAAUAGAAAACACUGCUUUUGCAGAAAUUAAGUUUUCUAAAGCGUGUGGUGAUGAUGAAAUAUGCAACAGUAAAUUAUCGCUCACUGCGGAAUAUCAGAUAUUGGUUCCAAAGGGUGAAGAAGAUGUCUGGAAAAAAAUCAAAAAAAACAGUGACGGAAUCCCAGUACUCAAACUAGGAAAUGAAAAACAAAUAGGAAUGUUGAUUGAUAUUAACAAUCCUGCACCAGGAGAAGAUGCUCAUCAAGCCAGAUUAUACAUGUGGUUACCUCCUGUGUUGGAUUAUACUAAUAUCGACAUGAUUCCACCUAUUGGAGGAGAUAUACAUUGUGGACCAAUUCAAGACAAUAAAACUGAUGCAUCACAGCUAUGUAACCUUGGUAAUCCAUUCCCUGCUAACGGUAGAAUGCAAUUCAGGCUCAAAUUAUUGAAAGAAAAUUCAAUUUAUGAAGCUACUGGAUUUGAAAUAAAGCUGCAACUUCAAACGACAAGUCAACAACCAGGCCAUGAUAUCAUAAGAGAUUAUCCAGUAAUCGUUCAUGUGGAAGCUCAACUUGAUAUUGAAGGAUAUGCAAGUAGAGAACAAGUUAAAUUCGGAGGAACUGUUAUCGGUGAAUCUGCAGUAAAAGAAGCUGAAGAUGCUGGCAGUAUUCACUCUCACAUCUAUGAAGUAACAAAUACUGGGACAGCUCCUGCAAAUAACGUUCAACUUCAUAUCAGCUGGCCACAAAACAUCAACAAUGGUAAAUGGCUUUUUUAUUUACUGGAAGCCAACGUAAGGGAUGGAUCAGGAAAUUGCACUCUUCCUGAGGAGGUAAACCCACUCAACCUACGAUAUGUACCAGGAUCUGAGAGACAGAAAAGGUCAGCAGAAAUCUCUGAUGCUGAUCCAGGUGCAAGCAAUACAGAACCUGUGGUAAAAGAAGUGACUAAAGGUCCAGAGUCAACUCAGGAGAAACUUAUAUGCAACAACACUGCUUCAUGUAUUGAAUUCUCAUGUUCUCUCGGUACGCUGGGUGCCAAAGCCAAAGUUUAUAUUGAUCUCCAUGCUGUCUUAUGGAAUAGUACAUUCUUAGAAGAAUAUAAGGGAGUUUCCAAGAUUGAAGUCCAGUCCAAAGCCAUGGUGUCCAUUGCUCAAGAAAACGUCCAAUUUUCUGAAUCAUCAGAACUUGAGAGUGUCGUCUGGACAACAGUUAAUUCUGAAGUUGUUAUACCAGUCAAGGAAGAAGUCAAUUGGUGGAUUAUAGUUGCAGCCUCCAUAGCUGGAGUGGUGUUACUAGUUUGUCUAGUGCUGCUACUUUGGAAGUGCGGAUUCUUCAAACGAAAACAAUUUGGAGAUUAUCAAAAAGCGAGAAGACACAAGCAGGCAUCGAAAAAAGCUGACGAGAGAGAAACCCUUUACUGAUAUUUAUGUGUGGAUUUUUCAAACGACGACAAUUUGGACCUUCAGCCCCCAUGCAAAAAGCAGCAAGAACUCGCAAUAAAACUGCACAAGAUAAGGCUGCAAGCAAACGUAUAUUGCAACAUCAGACAUCAUGGCGACUAUAUUCUGAAUAAAAAAAUUCAGAAAAUUAUCAAUUUUUUGAAAUAUCAUGCCAAAUCUGCAGAAAAUGUUGAAAUUUUUUUACUACCAUGUUGUAUAUAUAUUACUAGGUAAUGUCGAGCUGUUUUUUUCAAGUGUGGGUCAUAGACGGUCCGUGUUAAUGUGCCAUUUUACUUUAUUGACUCAUGCUCGAUCAUGCAUGAAUAGAUAUAUAAUGCACAAUAAAGUUAAAUUUUUAUCGGUAUGAUGAAUUUUUAGAAAAUUAUUUGCGUGACUAUGGUACGAAAAAAUUAGGUGCUUUGUUUUUAUAUAUGAAGAGUAACACUAUUGCAUUUGAAACCAAAGUUACAGAACUUUUACAAUACUCAACAUUAUUUUUAUCUACGAGUCAUUGAAAAAUAUGUGUAUUUGUUAUUUUAUCUAAUUAUCAUGCACACUCAAGGCAUAUUGUUGAUAUUAAGCAGAGUAGUAAGUAGUUCAUAUUAUCAAAUUUGCAUUUUUCUGUCAUGAAAUUUUUUAAAAUCGAAACCGUAUGAGAGCAUUCUAUGUUACAGCUGAGAUCUAUCUAACUGAUAAUACACUAUUUUUGGUAUGGUACAAGCAUGAUAUGAAGAUGUUACUGAUAAUGUUUACAAUAAAAAGUUUGAAUUUUUUUUUUGUUUCAAUUUUUACUUUGCAUAUUACUGAUACUUAAAAUUUUACUGAUUUCGAUAUGCUAACAAAUCAUGUAUGCUUUUUUAUUUUGCUAAUAUUAUUAUUAAGUCUAGUACUGAUAAUAAUAUAAUACUUUUUUUUUCUAUCAAUUAAGUCAUUUUUUAGCAUUUUUGGCUUUUUCUAUUUGUAGUAAUAUUACAUCGCUUUCUUUCAUCUGUUCCAUUUAACGACCAAAAUUGCGCAAUUGCAUUCCGAUUGGUUGGGAAAUUGAUGUAAUCAAUGAAAGAGUGAUAUACAAACAACUUGGCUUUCUUACCAUGUUAAGAAUUGUGCACCAUUCAAUUAUAGUCCACCACUCGCACCUAAUGCACUAGUACAUUUUAGAUUUUUGGAAUAACAAGUGUUCAAUUGAAUAAACAAAAAAGUGUUUAGGUUCGACUUAUAAUUUUCAAUUUUGUGAACAGGAUUAGUCUUUUUUGGACGCUUGCAUUGUCCUAGAUACCAUUCCACAUUUGUAUUUUGUUUGGUAUGUUUAUGACUAAGACAAGUCCCCUUCCAUUUAUCUCAAAAAACAACCGAAAGGUAUAAGAAUAAAUGCAUUCAGUUCAGAUUUUAGUCUAGUUUUUAGCGUGUAUUCGGUUAUUAAAUGAGAACAUGACCUAGGACAUUUGUUUGCAAAAUGAUCAUAUUCUUUUUUUUUGUAAACAUUGAUACAUUAUAUUUUAUGGUCAAGGCAUGACAUGAUAUAAACAUACUUUAUAAUUCAAACACAUAAAGGCCAUCAAGCUCAUUAGAAGAUUUUUCCAGUCAAGUCUGAAAGUCUUCGGCUGUAUGUGCAUUUUCAUCAAUUUUGGACUGUUUUUAUAAUUUUUUUUUUGGUGUAAAAUUUUUAGUAUUAGUUUGGUUACUGGAUUUGAAUUGUUACUGUUAGGCAAAAUACAGAGAAUAAAUUUUGUCCGAUUCUGAUAAACAGAACAGCAAAGUGUUCUGUCCUAUCUAUGAAAUAUUUCGUAUACAUUAUACGCUCUUGAUUACCUAAACAUUUUAUAUUUCUCAAAUUUUUUUUGGUUGGACAGUAUUGAAUUGAUUAAAAACUGUUUUCCAUAUUGUAUCACAAACUACGAAAGUUUAUUUAUAUAAUCAAUAUUUGUUGAAUAUGUGGCAUUAUGGGUUAAUUGAAACUCAAUAAAACUAUAUCUACUAUCGUCUAUUCAGUUUUAUUCCAAAAAUAAGAGAAAAAAUUAUUUUAGUAUCAAAAAAAUAUAUAUCAUAAAUCAAACGAAAUUUUUGUCAUGACGUGUGGUAUUUCAUUGCUCCUUUUUCAAUAUAUCAUAUUUUUACUUCUGCCUAUUCUAAUGAAUUUUCAUGAAUUGCUUAGCUUAUUUCUGUAAUAUAUAUCAACUAAAUAUACUAAUUAUGAUAUAAAUCAAUGUAUCUCCUUGUGUUAUUUCAACAAAAGGAAUCUUACAACCAUCAAAUUUGACAUGACUGUAUUGAAAAUGUAUUCAAAUUUGCUGGGGGAUGUUACCCAAUGUAGUGUUCACUCUGUGAGAUUGCCCUAUUUCAGAAGUGGUCAUAAGGUAUCGGUAUAUUGUUAUCCAAACUUGUUAUGGUAAAAAAAUUAUGAUUGGUUAUAUCCAUCAUCUGUGGUCUUUUACCAGUUAUGUCCAAUUUUGAUGGUGUCUAUAUCUUUUGUCGAAAUAGCCAUUUCAAAAUUAUUUUUUUAUGCCAUGUUAAAAAAUCAGAAUUCUGUAAUUUUUAUCUAUGUAACAUUGCCAAUUUUAUCAUCAUCGAUACACAUUUUAAAAUAGUACAAAAGUUUUGCAACAUGGUACAAAUACGAA